CAUCUUCAUAUCGCAGAUGGGAAACUUCUUGUUCGUGAUAAAUUGUUUUAUCCCAAGUUGGCAGAAGAGUUUUCCGCAGACGCGCUUCUGUAACUCGCCCGUGGGGGGACUCCUGAACGGGUACACUUUGUAGGAGCUGACAAUGUUGCAGAUGCCGAGGUUUAUCUCGACGAAACCAGUCGUGGCCAUGGAAUCGAUGAUGGCCAACUGCGUUUUGUUGCAGAGCGUAUAUGCUGUGGAACCUGCAACUAUCGCAGUUAUCAGUAGCAACAGGUACUGGAAACGGGCAAGCGACAUUCUUCGUCCCGAGUUGUUGAAGCUUGAGCAGUAGUUGCAGCUUACGUAGUUCGAUGCCAAUUGGAAAAUGACAAUGCAUGGCACCAGUCGUAAACCAGAACGAAUACAAGUUAAGGCUUGCAUCAUCACGAA
Molecule: messenger RNA, 429 nt
Organism: Phytophthora nicotianae INRA-310
Lineage: Eukaryota; Oomycota; Peronosporomycetes; Peronosporales; Peronosporaceae
Exons: 1
Coding region: 143-331 (62 amino acids)
Source: RefSeq, a predicted model, not a curated record